AUGUCGUCUGCAUCAGCGCCCAGCAUGCGAUCUUCUGGUUCUGGUGGUUUUACCUGGGAGGAAGCGUCUCGAGGAGGAAACGUCUCCGUGGUUCUUUAUAUGAAGGGCGACGAAAAAGCAUGGCGUCACGCGGUUCGCCCGUCCAUUGACAUGUAUGUUAUACCCCCUCGGCUCGACACAUUUGCCUCCGAGAUCCUGGUCGGAGUAUCACCGCGACCGGGAAAACGGAUUCCUUUUCAUGUUUCUUUGGAUGAUUUCAGACUCACUGAUAGCCAAACAGUAUCUGCUGCCGAGUCCGUCGCCGUCUACGACUCCGAAACCGGGCUCACCUACUCCCAAAACUUGGCGUUGUACAAGGCCGACGGCCGCGGGAUAGCCUUCCGCGUCGCCAUCUCGAGCGAUGUCUCCAGUAACUCCGCCUACGACGCCGUGGUUCAGGUGAUUGUCCCCAACGAUGUCGGCUGGUCUGCCCUCGCCUGGGGCGGCUCCAUGACCAAGAACCCCCUAAUGGUCUUUUGGAGGGGAUCAAACAACCAGCCCGUGAUCUCUUCGCGUUGGGCCAACGCCCACUCAACACCCCAAUCUUACACCGGCGCCACCUACACGCUCUUCAAGACGGGCACCAAAUCCAACUCGACCCACUGGCAGUUCACGGCCCUCUGCACGGGCUGCACCUCGUGGUCCGCCGAUGGCGGCGCCGUCCGCUACGUCCAGCCCAGCGGCGGCAACAGGCUGGCGUUUGCGUACUCCCCGACUAAGCCGUCGAACCCGUCCAGCCCGACGAGCGCGAUCACGGUGCAUGAUGUGCAUGCGUACUGGAAUCACGAUUUCAAUACGGCGAGGAACACAAACUUUGAGGCUGCGGUGCAGAAGUUGUUGGGGAACAAGAAGUUUAAGGCUUAG
Molecule: messenger RNA, 903 nt
Organism: Sordaria macrospora k-hell
Lineage: Eukaryota; Fungi; Ascomycota; Sordariomycetes; Sordariales; Sordariaceae
Source: RefSeq, a predicted model, not a curated record